Debaryomyces fabryi is the source of this 1077-nucleotide messenger RNA. RefSeq lists its product as uncharacterized. The transcript has a single exon. Lineage: Eukaryota; Fungi; Ascomycota; Pichiomycetes; Serinales; Debaryomycetaceae. Gene Ontology annotation, biological process: mitochondrial respiratory chain complex I assembly. Gene Ontology annotation, cellular component: mitochondrion. The record is from RefSeq and is a predicted model, not a curated record. Bases 1 to 1077 code for a protein of 358 amino acids.
AUGUUUAAAUCGUUAACCAGCAAACGUCUAUUAGCGACAUCAGCAUCAGAGAAUGCAGCUAGACAGAAACAACAAUUUAAUGUAUUUGACAGAUCUGCAAAAUUACUACAAAGAUCAAGAACACCAAAGCUUAAUCCACAAGAAUCUCGUAAAGUAGAGUAUUUAAGAGAUGAGGUGGCAAUUAGGACUAUAGAAAGAUUGGCAUUCAUCACAAGGGACUUUGAUAGGUUAUUGGAUUUUGGGUCCCACCUGGGUAAUUUAAUAAAAAACCUAUUUGAGGAAUCGAAGGUACCUGAGACAGCGGACUCUGCUGAUAUAGAGAUUUGCAAACAACUUAAUAAUGACAAGAAGACUAUAAGAUCAAAAAUCAAAGAAUUAGUCAUGCUUGACUCAUCAAAGGACAUUCUUUUUAGAGAUAUUGAACAACCAUUCAAUUCUCAAUUUGAAGGAAAGAUUAUCCGUAAUGUAGGAGAUGAAGAAGCUUUCGACCAUGAAUGCUUAGAGGAAUCAAAUCAAUAUGAUGCAGUAAUUUCAAAUUUAUCUUUACAUUGGAUUAAUGAUUUGCCAGGUACUUUGGCAAAUAUAAAUCGUGUAUUGAAGCCAGACGGAUUAUUCAUGGGUACCUUAUUUGGUGGAGAUACGUUAUAUGAGUUGAGAACUUCAUUGCAGUUGGCUGAAUUGGAAAGAAAGGGCGGAAUGUCUCCAAGAAUGUCACCCUUAGUGCAUUUGAAUGACGUUGGUUCUCUUUUAAACAGGGCAGGGUUUAGCAUGUUAACUAUCGACUCAGAAGAUAUCGUAGUUGGAGGAUUUCCAGACAUAGCUUCAGUUUGUAAAGAUUUACAGCUGAUGGGUGAACAAAAUUCUGUAUUAUCGAGAUCAAACUUUUUACCAAGAGAUGUGAUGUUAGCAGCUAACGAGAUUUAUAAGGCAUUACACGGCGAAACUGAUGAACAUGGAAACGUUACUUUACCUGCUACUUUCAGUGUUAUAUUCAUGAUUGGAUGGAAAAAGAGUGAAAACCAACCACAACCUUUAGCAAGAGGUACGGGCCAAAUUAAUUUAAAAGACGUCUUAUAG